CCAUCUAAUACCUUCCGCCAUUGACAAGAUUUUUCUCCGCUUCAAAUAGUCUCCUUCAGUCUUCUCUUUCUCACUGUAUCUUCUUCGGCUUCUUUCAAUUUCUCCGCCUGCAAACCCUAGCGCGCCACCGGAAUUCCCGCGUUCUACUCCCUUGUUGUCCUCGCCGGCGCCGUCGCUGCAGAACAGAACCGGAAAAUGGCGGAUACCGAAAUGCAAGAGCAGUAUCUGAUUUGUGCUGAUGAUGGUGUCGUUAAGGAAGAAGAAAAAGAUCAAAACCCUAGUGAAGUACCCCUUCUCCUCGGGGAUGAGACUCUUACUCUAGACAGUGAUGCUCAGUUAACUGACUUUGCCAUUCCUAAGGGACCUGGUGCUAAUGAAGAUGUGGAUGCUCAGGCCAAUGGUCAUGAGAAGAAUGGUGAUGUUGGAGUCGUUCUUCACUCUGAAAAGAAGACUCUUACUAAGGUGCAGCUUUCGAGUCCUAAGACUGGAGAUGAAAAUGCCAAAAAGCGGAAGACUUGGUUGCUGAGUGAUUCUGAGGCACAGGGAACCGAUGAAGCGGGGACACCAGAAGAACAAGAGGCGUUUCUAAGAGAAUUAGAGACCUUUCACAGAGAGAAUUUCCUGGAUUACAAACCUCUCAAAUUUUAUGGGCAGCCUUUAAACACUCUCAAGCUAUGGCGAGCAGUCAUUAAGUUAGGUGGCUAUGACGUGGUCACUACCUCUAAGCUAUGGCGGCAAGUUGGAGAAUCCUUCCAUCCUCCGAAGACAUGCACAACAGUCUCCUACACAUUCCGUAAUUUCUAUGAGAAGGCACUUUUGGAGUUUGAAAAGUAUUUAAGGAGAAAUGGAGAGCUUGAUCUUCCUGGUUCAACACUCAUUUUGUCUUCAAACGUCGAGAAACAGGCAAGUAGCAGCCGUCAAGGCUCAGGAUCAGGCAGGGCACGAAGAGAUUCUGCAGCUCGUGCUAUGCAAGGUUGGCAUGCCCAGCGCCUUGUUGGAUCUGGAGAAGCUACUGGGAGUCUUGUUAAGGAUAAGAGCUUAACUCCAAAGCAUAAGAAGCUCAAAAGCAUCGGGCUGCAGAAACACAACACACAAACUGGCAUUGACCUUGUUGUUUCACAUGAAGCAGAAAAACAGUCGGUUGCUGAGGUUGUUGAUGAUGGACCCGUUGCUGACUGGGUGAAGAUAACUGUGAAAGAAACUAAGGAUUCCUUUGAGAUAUAUGCUUUGGUACCUGGCCUUCUUCGCAAAGAGGUUCGAAUUCAAUCAGAUCCAGCAGGCCGGCUGAUUAUAACAGGCGAACCUGAGCAGCUUGAUAAUCCUUGGGGCAUUACACCAUUCAAAAAGAUUGUUGGCUUCUCAGCAAGAAUCGAUCCGCUUCGCACAUCUGCGGUCAUGAGCAUGCACGGUCGGGUGUUCAUACGAGUUCCGUUUGAGCAGUGACUGAUCUCAUGAAUGAACUCUUCAGUUUGUUUUUAGUUUCUUUUAGGAAUCCUUUUUGUAUUAGAACCACAUUGUUAGGCUGCUGAAGCAGCUUUAACUCUAGAACUAUUGGCCUACGGGCCCAUUUUCUAAUUAAAAUUUGCCUUUGAAA
Eutrema salsugineum is the source of this 1594-nucleotide messenger RNA. RefSeq names its product AT-rich interactive domain-containing protein 6. Gene Ontology annotation, molecular function: DNA binding. The transcript is spliced from 14 exons. NCBI's taxonomy places the organism in Eukaryota, Viridiplantae, Streptophyta, Magnoliopsida, Brassicales, Brassicaceae. The coding region runs from base 196 to 1443 and encodes 415 amino acids. Gene Ontology annotation, cellular component: nucleus. Gene Ontology annotation, biological process: regulation of transcription by RNA polymerase II. The record is from RefSeq and is a predicted model, not a curated record.